AUGGCGGAUUCAGUGACUAGAGAUGAUGUGGCUGGGAUGGUACAAGAGGCCCUGGGAAUUCCACAUAUGGGUAUUAAAAAUUAUGAACCAACUGCAAGUGAUCCAGACCAAGCAGGGGCAAGUGAUCCAAGCCAUGUAGAGGAAGAUGACCCGGUUCGGAUAGGGGCAAAUGACGAAACUUUGGAAUAUUUUAAACUUUUGGAUGAUGCACAAACUGAUCUGUACCCGGGGCGUCACAAAUUUACUUCACUAUCAUUUAUUGUUCGAAUUUUGCAUAUGAAGGUGCUCAAUCAAUGGACUGACAAGUCCGUUGACAUGUUACUUGAACUUUUGAAUAAGGCUUUUCCUAUGGGCAUGAAACUUCCAAGUUCAUAUUAUCAAGCUCAGAAGGUUACUACAGAUUUGGGUUUCACAUAUGAGACUUUUGAUGCUUGCCCCAAUAGUUGUAUGUUGUUCAGAAAAGAGGAUACAAAGCUUGAUAAAUGUGUUAUAUGCAGUAGUUCUAGAUGGAAACAAAAUGGUGGUGUUGGAAAUGAUGAAAGGGAAUCUGGUAAACGGGUAGCAGCAAAACAGAUGAGGUAUUUCCCUUUGAAGCCAAGGUUGCAGAGAUUGUUUAUGUCAUCGAAAACGGCAAAGCUCAUGAGAUGGCAUGCGGAAGAACGAGUUGAUGAUGGUGUGUUAAGGCAUCCUGCUGACUCCCUCGCAUGGAAGGACUUUGAUCGGCGAAACACUUGUUUUGCUAGUAAUAGUCGUAAUGUACGUCUUGGGUUAGCUACAGAUGGAUUCAACCCAUUUAGAUCAAUGAACAUAGUUCAUAGCACUUGGCCAAUUGUGUUGAUUCCGUAUAAUUUACCACCAUGGAUGUGCAUGAAACAACCAAAUCUGAUUUUGUCUGUGCUGAUUGAUGGGCCAAAAGGACCUGGCGAUAAGACUGAUGUGUAUGUGCAACCAUUGAUUGAAGAGUUGAAGGAAUUAUGGGAUGAAGGUGAACAAACAUUUGAUGCAUCAACCAAUGAAAUGUUUCAAUUGCAUGCAGCUUUGUUAUGGACAAUCAGUGACUUUCCUGCCUAUGCCAACUUAUCAGGAUGGAGUACGAAAGGUGAAUAUGCUUGUCCUCGCUGCAAUGUGAAAACUCAAUCAUAUUGGUUGAAGCAUGGUAGGAAGUAUUCAUACAUGAGUCAUCGUCGUUUCUUACCAGUUAAUCAUAAAUUUCGAAAGGAUAAAGUAUCAUUUGAUGGUAGUCGAGAAUGGAGACUAAAACCUCAAAUUUUAUCUGGAUCUGAGACGUUGCAUCAGUUGGAAUCAGAAGGUGUCCUUAGUCAGUACAAGAGGAAUGACCUGAAGGAAAUGUUCAGGAGACAAGAAGAGAGGGAAAAUAACGGAAGAAAAGGCCAUAAUUGGAAGAAAAAAAGUAUAUUCUAUGAAUUGUCGUAUUGGGAGCACAACUUAAUAAGACACAAUCUCGAUGUGAUGCACAUAGAGAAAAAUGUCUGCGAUAAUAUAUUGUGGACAAUACUAGGAGUUGGAGGAAAAUCCAAAGAUAAUGUGAAUGCUCGACGUGAUUUACAAGAAAUGAAUAUCAGAAAACCAUUGCACUUGCAGUCAAGAGGGUUCAAUAAAGUUUAUGUACCUCCUGCACAAUUCACAAUGAUCAAUGAUGAGAAAGAUAUGUUUCUCAAAAUACUCAAGGAAGUAUGA
Camellia sinensis is the source of this 1698-nucleotide messenger RNA. The record is from RefSeq and is a predicted model, not a curated record. Lineage: Eukaryota; Viridiplantae; Streptophyta; Magnoliopsida; Ericales; Theaceae.